Entrophospora candida is the source of this 1323-nucleotide messenger RNA. NCBI's taxonomy places the organism in Eukaryota, Fungi, Glomeromycota, Glomeromycetes, Entrophosporales, Entrophosporaceae. The record is from the annotation of a GenBank genome assembly.
AUGACUCGGUUUUUUUCAGAAGAUUAUUGUAACCCGUUUAAAAAGCCUUUAUUAUGUAUUCAUUGGGUUUCGUCAAAUCCACCACUUUCAAUAAAAAUUACGAAUAUUUCGAAGCAGCUUAAAUCAUUAAUAAAUAGCCAAGAAACCACUAAUAUUGAUACAGAUAAACCAAUUGAAGAAAGUUCAUUUAAUAUUACUGAUAAUAAUAUUACUAUUACUAACCAAACAAUUUUCCAAGAAAGUGAAAACAUACAACCUAUUCGAAAACCAAAUUUGUUUGCUGAAGAAAUUACAGAACUUGAACAAGAUAUAAUUGAAAAACGGGUAGCAUUGCAACAACAACAGUUUGCAGAAUUUGAAAAACGUGAAUUUCAACGUAAAGCUAAAUUUAUCAAUUCCAAACUUUGGUUUGCUACAAAUGAAGAAAUCAAAGAAGCAUUAGAAGGCUGUAAAGUUCAUAAAAGUUUUCGUGAAUUAUUGAAACAACAAGACUCUCAAAAGGAAUCAAUAACAGGGUUACAAACUGGUUCUCAAAAAUCAAUUCAAAAGGAUGAUGAUGACAAAGAAACAACUUUGCAAAGACAUCAAAAAACAGCCUCAAAAAGAGCUAGAGGUUCUAGUAGUAACUUUAGUAAUAAUAGAAUGAAAGGCCGUCUUGCAUUGGAUGAUGCAUUGAAACAAGUAGAAGACUAUGAUAUGAAUCUUGAUAAGGCUUUUGAAGGAUGGUCAAAAGCUCGUGUUAAAGCUUUUAAUGCUAUUAAAACCAAUCCAAAUACAUAUUAUUAUCGAUUCAAUGCACCUGGUGAAGAACAAAGACUAGGUGCAUGGACUGAGGAAGAGGAACAAGUAUUUUUUAACAGAUUGGAGGAAGUUGGUUCUGAAGGUCAAUGGGGAAUAUUUUCAAUAGUGAUUCCUGGUCGUGUUGGUUAUCAAGUAAAAACUGGGAGAAUUAAAGAUCCAAAUUAUGUAAUUGACAGAAAUGGUAAAGCACAUUAUUUGUUUAGUACUAGGAAUAAGCAAACAGGCGAGACGCAAAAAACAAUCAGAACUCAUUCCAAAUAUGGAAAUAGUGGUGGAUGUAAAACUGUUAGAGGAAAUCAUUCUGAUACUCAGGAUAGUCCAAACAGUAGACAUGAAAAAACUUAUGUUUUGAAAUCAUGGAGUAGUAAAAAAAGAGCAAGAUCGUACCAAGUAAAUGAAAGAGUUGAUUUAGAAGUUGUUGAACAAGACGAUGAAAAUCCAUUGCCAGGUUUUAUUGAUCCUAUUACGUUAGAAGAAGUUAAACGUCCAGCAAUCUCUCCUUAUGGGCAUGUAAUGGGGUAG